This is a messenger RNA of Glossina fuscipes, 3100 nucleotides long. It is a transcript of the gene Ptp61F, whose product is annotated as tyrosine-protein phosphatase non-receptor type 61F. Bases 385 to 2217 code for a protein of 610 amino acids. The record is from RefSeq and is a predicted model, not a curated record. Gene Ontology annotation, biological process: protein dephosphorylation. NCBI's taxonomy places the organism in Eukaryota, Metazoa, Arthropoda, Insecta, Diptera, Glossinidae. Gene Ontology annotation, molecular function: protein tyrosine phosphatase activity. The transcript has 8 exons.
AAGAAUAAUAGUCGUGCAAAAAAAAAAAUAAUAAUAAAAGGAAAAACAGUUAUUUCGAAAUCAAUUGCGCUACUAAGCAGAAAAGAAAAAAAGGGCAUUUGUGUAACGUGAGGGCGGAGAAGUGUGCAGAAUUAAAAAGUGAAUAAUUUCAUAUGAAUGUGCUUAAUAAAAAAAAACGAAUAAAUCAGGAGUUCGAUAAAAAUAUUUGUGAAAAGUAAAAAAUUUUUAAUAGUCGUGUGUGUGUGCAACAUAUCUGUGUAUGUGAUUGCAUUUAGUCUGAUAAAUUAAAAAAAAAAGCAACCCCGCAUCAGGAGUGACAAUUUUGCGUACCAUUUGCUUUGCUUCAAAUUGCAGGAGUGAUUUCCUGAAAAUCAAAGACCAGAAAUGACUUCAACCAGUUCCAAUAGUUCUAACGCAGGUAGCUCUGAUUCAAAUAGAGAUAUUAAUACUGCAGAAGGCGUGGCCAAAACGAAUAAGAAUCGAAUUAGCAUCUCCGCAACUGCAUCCAGUGAUGGUGAUAGCAACAGUGAUUCCACAGCGGCGGCUUUAUUACAUAAUAACAUUGAAUUGGAAUACAAUAGAAUAGCAAAUGAUCGAAAUGGUUGGCAACGUUUAUAUCAGGAAAUUCGUGAAAAAUGUGAACGAGAAGCCAAUGAGAAACACUUUGGAACCAGCGAAUCAGAAAAACCUCAUAAUCGUUGUCUCAAUCGAUAUCGCGAUGUCAAUCCUUACGAUCAUUCAAGAAUCAUUAUACAUCGCGGAAGCGUUGAUUAUAUAAAUGCAAAUUUAGUCAAGCUUGAACGUGCAGAACGGAAAUACAUAUUGACACAAGGGCCAUUGGGGGAUACUGUGGGACAUUUUUGGCUAAUGAUUUGGGAGCAAAACACAAAAGCUAUUCUCAUGCUUAACAAAUUAAUGGAGAAAAAACAAAUCAAAUGUCACAUGUACUGGCCAGAACGCAAAGGGUCCGAAUGUGCCCUCAAAUUGGACGAGGUUAAUUUGAUGGUAGAGUUUUUGCGUUGCGAAAGAUACAAAAACUUUUGUCGCCGAUGGUUGAAAUUGACGGACCUUGAGACAAAUCAAAGUCGUGAAAUAUUACAAUUCCAUUACACAACCUGGCCUGACUUUGGCAUACCUAGUUCGCCAGUUGCUUUUUUGCAAUUCUUAAAAGAAGUACGUGACUCGGGUGCCUUGGAUACAAAUGUGGGACCUGCGGUAGUACAUUGCAGCGCCGGAAUAGGUCGUUCAGGAACAUUUUGUUUGGUAGAUUGCUGCUUGGUACUGAUCGACAAGGAGGGCGUAAACAAUGUAUCUGUUCAGAAUGUUUUGUAUGAAUUGCGUAGGUAUCGCAUGGGACUAAUACAGACCGCCGAUCAAUUAUAUUUUUCAUAUCAAGCCAUCAUUGAGGGUAUUAAAUUACUUAAAGAUCCGGAAUUUCUUAAUUACAAGGAGGCAUCUAUAAUUGCCAGCGAAGAUACAUUAUCACGCCAAGACCAAUGCAAUUUAGACGAAAUACCACCGCCCUUACCACCGCGCACGCAUUCCCUCUUACCAAUUAACGAUGCUGAAGGAUCUUUCGAUUUAAGAGCUCUUACUCACAGCAAGCCUCUUCCCAAAAUUCCGGCCAGUGUCAGUUUUAACGAUGAUUUGUACGCGUCAGAAAACAAUGUCAAGAAAGAUGCUUUGAACAAUUUUAUUAACAACGAGAGAAACACGGAAAGUAUGUCGAAUAGACCACUUCCGCCACUGCCAAAACAUCAUCAAAACUCCCUACAUCGCGUUCGCGAAUUUGACAGCGAUGAUAAUGAGUUCUUUGAGGAUAAUGAUAAUAGCGAAGAGGACGAUAUAGUAGACGAGGAUGAGGAAAAAUGUGAUGCGGAUGCCAAUGACAAAAAUACAAAUGAAGUUAAUCGAAAUGACAGCAAUAGGUCACAAAAUAAUCACAAAGAUCAAGCAAAUGACAAUGAUUUAAUCAAGUUGAAUGGCUUAGAAUCGACUAGCAGUGCCAAUUUGAGUCCGGAAAAUGAACUACGCCGCAGGAAACGCGCUGAACGCCAGGCGAAUAUCGAACAAAAAGUCAAUGAAAUCAAACGGAAGCAACGCGAGAACGAAGAGAGCAAGCAAACAGCGAAAAAACGAAGGUCAAUAAUAACAUAUAUAACGGCGGGUGUUAUUGUGGGUGUUAUUUGUGUGUACGCUUAUUCAAAAUGGGCCUAAGACCAUCAAACAUCAUCGUCGGUCUCGCUCACCUAUCCCUUUUUCCCAUAUCUCAAAGCUAUCUUUUUUUAUUUUCACUUCCGUUCAGUCUCAAUUUUUUGAAAUUUGUGGGCGUGUACGUGCGUUUUGUUUUGUGUGUGUAUGUGUGUGUACGUGCGUAUGCGCGCGUACAUAAAUCUGAGUAACCGAUAUUUCAGCAUCUACGAUUCAUGAGUGAGACAACAGAAAUCACAAAAUUUCAGAAUACAAAAAAAAAAAAAAAAAAAAAAAAAAAGAAACGGACACUCUCGGAGAGCGCUAUACAACACAUUAGAAAAUAUUUAAACCUCUGAUACUACCUGUUGCACACAUUAAUACACUUAUACGAACGAAGCAUUAUUAAAACUUGUUUUUACUUUCGCUCUUAUUGAUUUUACCUAUAAUGCUUAAAAACUAAUUUGACUUUUUCUAAUAUAAUGUAAGUAAAUAAGCAAUUUAAAUUAAUUUUGACUUUAGUGUACAAUUUCAACGUUUCUUCUCUAUUAAAAAGAAUAUAUAUUUAUACUUUAUUUGUUGCUAUCAAGUCAAAUGAUUUGAUUUAGUUGCUUUCCCCUAUUGCGCGAGGUAACAAUGUGAAAAACUUUUUGUAAAUGAAUCUACAACAGACUGACUAAAUACAAAUUUUUUACACACUUAAUAUAUUAUAUAUAAAAAACAAAAACAAAAACAAAAAAGAAGAGUAAGUAAAUUUAAUAUCAAUUAUGGAUCAGUGUGAAAAAAUUCUUGUCGAGAAGUAAUUAAAUUAAAUUGCACUCAAGCAUGCGUAAAAAUAUCCUUUCAUAGCUGUUAUUCAAAUAUGUUGUCAUUGCGUUUAAUUUAUAACCAUUAAAAGAAUCAAGGAAAA